Lasiosphaeria miniovina is the source of this 1069-nucleotide messenger RNA. RefSeq lists its product as uncharacterized. Lineage: Eukaryota; Fungi; Ascomycota; Sordariomycetes; Sordariales; Lasiosphaeriaceae. Gene Ontology annotation, biological process: mitochondrial respiratory chain complex I assembly. The transcript has 3 exons. The record is from RefSeq and is a predicted model, not a curated record. The coding region runs from base 291 to 605 and encodes 104 amino acids.
AUGUCGAUGCGUGGGGGCAUGUGUUCACUAGUAGCUUUCCUCAUGCUGUGGUCAUGCCUUUCCCAGCGACAGGGGACUAACACGCCAACUGAUUAGCUCCGCUGCUGAGGUGGGGCUGGGUUGUGUGGCUUGCCGAGAACCCGCUGUGGCGCUCUGCCCCCAGUGACGACGGGUGAAGCUCCAAUCCAAGAUGUUUGCGUUGAAUUGAGCCUCACUCCCCGACGACGAUCGUGACGUUCCAACGACAACUGUUCCGCCCACACCACGAAUCAGCUUCUGCGUGGCCCACCAUGUCGUCAGGAUACGGCCUGAACGGCGGACCGUCUCGGUGCUUCCCCUUCUGGCAGGAGAUGCUUGCAUGCUACGUCGUCAACUCGUCCUCGGAGGAUACCGCGGGAAGGAAGAAGUGCGCGCCCGCACUGGAGGAUUAUUAUGAGUGCCUGCAUCACAAGAAAGAGGCGGCCAGAGUCGCGGCGGUACAAACCGCAUAUAGAAAGGCCGAGGCGGAAGGGGUCAGAGAAGCUCCUCCGACGGCGGGUCAAAUACGAAACCUUGGACUGCUGAACCAGGAGCAGGACACGAAGAAGGUACUGGGUGGAAGCUAGAUGGAUAGGCAAAAUAGCACGAACCCCCUUCCUCUGUGUAUAUUUCUUUGCUCUCUUGGCCGUCAUCAUCUUGGGCUGGAUUGAGCUCUGGACUCGUGAUGGGUUUGGCGGGGUGCCAGAAUCUCUCGGCGUUGCUAGGGAGCUCGCAGAUCCCGUGAUCCUCCUUGAAAUACAUCUACCUACCCUCCACACCCCCUUUUCAGUUCUACCCAUUGGCCCAAGAACUGUUUUCCACAGACUCGAGAAAGCCAUGUAUUAGAAGGAGCUUCUGUUUUCAAUCUCUCAGCAGUAAGAUAACUUGAUGAGCUGGCGAUUCUUGAAGUCGGAAGGCACACAUUAUCCACCAGGAUGAAAGUCGUACCUUCCUCAAAUUCAUCUGAAUCAUCUGAGCCCGCCCUCUCAGCCCGCAUUCACUCUAAUCCCAAGCACCCACCUGGGUAGGCCAGGCUUGUGACCCUUUCUUC